This is a messenger RNA of Trichoderma aggressivum f. europaeum, 747 nucleotides long. Its product is annotated as CAZyme family AA9. Bases 1 to 747 code for a protein of 248 amino acids. The record is from RefSeq and is a predicted model, not a curated record. Lineage: Eukaryota; Fungi; Ascomycota; Sordariomycetes; Hypocreales; Hypocreaceae. Gene Ontology annotation, molecular function: protein binding. The transcript has 4 exons.
AUGAAGUCUUCUGUUGUCGCAGCUCUUGGCUGCCUUGCCGGCAGUGCCCUCGGUCAUGGGCAGAUCCAAAACUUCACCCUCAACGGCGCGUACAACCAGGGCUUUAUCCUCGAUUACUACUAUCAAAAGGUCAACACUGGCCACUUCCCCAACGUUGCAGGCUGGUAUGCCGAGGACUUGGAUCUGGGCUUCAUCUCCCCUGACGCCUACACCACGCCCGACAUCAUCUGCCACAAGAACUCAGCGCCUGGUGCAGCCACUGCCACCGCCGCAGCUGGCUCCACCAUUGUCUUUUCAUGGGGCCCUGGCGCAUGGCCACACCCGUAUGGUCCCAUUCUCACAUACGUUGCUCAGUGCAGCGGAUCGUGCACGACCGUGGACAAGACAUCGCUCCGCUGGGUCAAGAUCCAGGAGUCAGGCAUCAACUACAACACCCAAGUCUGGGCACAGCAGGAUCUUAUCAACCAAGGCAGCAAGUGGACCGUAAAGAUCCCAGCAAGUCUCAAGCCUGGAAACUAUGUCUUCCGAAAUGAGAUUCUCGCCGCCCAUGGUGCCUCGAGCCAGAAUGGCAUGCAGAACUACCCGCAGUGCGUCAAUAUUGUCGUCACUGGGUCGGGCACCAAGUCGCUUCCUGCCGGAACCCCAGCAACUUCACUGUACAAGCCCACCGACCCCGGCAUCUUGUUCAACCCUUACCAGACAAUCACCAACUACACAAUCCCUGGCCCAGCCCUGUGGCAAGGCUAA